AUGAACACACCACUGCAUGCCGCAGCAGCGGUGGGCGACAUUAGGGCUCUUGUGAGGAUAAGCAGGGUUAGCAGCACUAAUGUUAACGCCGUGGAUGAAGAGGGACGUACGCCCUUGCACAUCGCCGCAGAGAAGGGAAAUAUGGAGUUUGUACGGAUGUUGUUCCGGAAAUUCAACGGUGUUGACACAACGAUUCUUGACAACAGUAGCAAGACGGCUGUUCAGCGGGCGCCGGUGGAACAGCAACAGCAGUUAACACUCCUCCUGUCAGUGGAGGAAGCUAAUACAAUUGCACGUGCUAAGGACAAUUUAAACGUUAAGAGGGAGAAGGAGGAGGAGGAAAAUGUGUACAAGGACCAUGACGUGGAAGGCUCUGAUAUGGUGAACCCGCAGGUACUUCGUAAGAUUGUCAUCUGCCUUUUGGUGCCGUUUGUUUACCCCCUGUUAAACAUGGGGACCAUCUUCGUCCUCCAGUACGCUGCCCUGACAUUCGUCUUCUACUUCGUUGUGGUGGGCUAUUUUCUAUCGGAAUUUACGAUCAAGCCGCCGUGGUACCAUCACCAUCCAAAGAGUAAUGAGUUGACGGCCCGUGGUUGCCCUGACUAUUGGAACGGUUGCGUUAACGACCCGUUCAAAGACUUGGGGCUGCAGUUCGAUAACGUAUCUUUCAUUUCUACAGACCAAUAUGUACUUCGUGGAUGGCAUGUCCCACCACCGAGUGAUAAGCCGCGGGGAAUGGGUGUCGUCCUCGUGCACGGCGGUGGUAGGGACCGUCGGGCGUGGCUCCGUCAUGUUCCUUUCCUUCACAAUGCAGGAUACGGAUGCUUACUGUUUGAUUUCCGCGAGCAUGGGCUGAGCGACGGUAACAUGCGCGGUUUCACAUAUGGCAUGAAAGAGAGGUUUGAUGUAGUAGCAGCAUGCCACUUCAUGCGUUCCGAAUGUGGUUACAACCGUAUCUGUGCAAUGGGGACAAGCGUGGGCGCGUCGUCAGCGAUCAUGGCUGCUGCAAUUGACAAAACCAUUGAUAUCAUAGUGGCGGAGAAUGCGAUUCUGACCUGCGCAGCACUGCAGGAUCAGCAGAUCGUUAACAUUAUCGGCGGUUACUUUGCCAGACGAGUGUACAGUACCUUCUUUUUUAACCUCCUUCGUAGAACUGCGUCGUUCUGGCUCAACUACCGUAUAGGCAACAAGCCCAGCAAGCACUGUCAAGCGCUGCACUGUAUUGCAAAAGUGUCUCCACGACCCAUCUUACUUAUGCAUGGUACUGCCGACGAGCUCGUCCCGUGCCGCCACUCUCAGAAGUUGUUCGAAGAGGCCUCUGAGCCGAAGGAGUUGUACCUCGCAGAGGGGGCGUUCCACUGCGGGUUGCACAACACACAUAAGGAGGAGUACGAGGCGAGGGUUUUGGGCUUCCUCCAGCGGUACGGUGGGGGGUGA
Messenger RNA from Trypanosoma brucei brucei TREU927, 1437 nucleotides. RefSeq lists its product as hypothetical. The record is from RefSeq and is a predicted model, not a curated record. Gene Ontology annotation, molecular function: protein binding. Bases 1 to 1437 code for a protein of 478 amino acids. Lineage: Eukaryota; Euglenozoa; Kinetoplastea; Trypanosomatida; Trypanosomatidae. The transcript has a single exon.